AUAUGACUCGAGUAGGGUCAUUCACUCACCAUUCACUCACACACUUAUACUUAUUGACAAUUUAGAGUCUCCAAUUAGCCUAGUCUUUGGACUGUGGAAGGAAACGCACGCAGACAUGGGAAGAACAUGCAAACUCCACAUGGAAAGGCCCAGGCUGGAUUCGAACAGAGAACCUUCUUGCUCUGAGGCAACAGUGCUACCAACUGGACUGUGUAUAGUGAAAUAUUUUCACCGCAUCACGUUUUUGUCUUCCAAGAAGCUUAUACAGAAACAAGCACGGAACCGUCCAGACCCACGGCGCAACUUUUAUUCUGACUGAUGUAGCCAGGGCAAUAUUUUCACUGGAGACUUGAUACCGCCUUAUAAAUUCAAAGUCAUUCGUGAAUGGUUGAAGUGGAUUUUGAGAAGAGACACUUCAUGCUACAAUCAUGAUAAUGACAAUGACUGUGCUGUGAAGGUUAGGUAGUGGAUAAAUGGAUAAUGUAGCAAAAGUAGCAAACAACAAAGCUGAAUCCUUCUGACAGAAUGUACAGAGAAACUAUAUGCUCAGAUUGCGUAGUUUCACUCACUGUGUCCAAGCAGAAUCGAUAACGUUUCAGAAAAUAUAUAACGUUAAAAGAUUUAAUGCAAUGUUCUACUGUGAGUUUUGCCAAUUAUUGAGGGUGUGACAGAAAAUUUUGGUGGCGCUGACUGUAAACGGAUGUUUUUCACAUUUACCGUUCGAUUGAGCAAGUACCAUGUGAAGUACAUUUUUAUGGGUUAGUGCUGUGAGAUUCUGCUAGCUAUACAUGAACCUUGUACAGCGAUCAAUAAAGGCUAACAGCACAGUAGGCUAGCAGUUACUGCUUGUCACUUGUACCACCACUGUAAAGAACAAAAAAAAAGGCUACAAACUACCUUUUCUAUGAGAAAUGUGUUGUUGAGCUCACGCGCGUACACUGCUGGCGACAUUGUAAAGCUCCGUGUUGCUCACCGUACUAUAUAGGUAGCUAGCUAUGGCACGUCCUACUGUUGUGUGCAGGAUAGCAGCCAUACGCGCUAACAAGGUUAAGGAAAGUAGGCAAUCCGUAUGCGCUAUAAACUAGGUUAGCUAAAGUAGGCGAAACGCGAACAUGUUAGGGUGAGCUAAAGUAACGUUAGGCGAUAAAGCUGUGCUUAAAAAUGUUGUGCCGUACCACCUGAACGGCACAAGAUUCAUCGCCUAACAGUACUUUAGCUAACCCCAACAUGUUCGCGUUUCGCCUACUCCGACUAAACGGAGCACCACCUGCGCAUGCGUCCCGCUUGGCCUACUACUAAAUGAAGCAACACCUGCGCAUGCCUCCUACUAAACGUCCCUCAAAGGUCGUCCGUUAGUGAGUGAGUGAGUUAGUGAGUGACCACAAUUUGCCAUACAUAGCUCACGGCGCCAGGUACUGCGCACUGUGGGAAAAAUAAAAGAAACUUUUUUUGUUAUAAUAAACACGUUUUGUAUUUGUAUAUAUUCAAUAAAAAAUAAAGGCCAGAGAAACGGGGGAAAGACAUAGCCUACAAUAAACUAAAAAUUCGCCAGUUUCUGCACGCACUUCCAAACCAUCGUUCGCAAAGGAAAGUCGUCGUAACUUUAAAGCGACGAGACCAGAGGGCAGCGUAACGCUAAAGAAACAAUUUAUUGAGUGUACGGGUUGUUGUAUAGCUAGUUUUCAUAUAUAUACGUUCAGCUCCGAGAGGCUGACUAUGGCUGAGGAUUACUGCACGAUUGAAGAGGAUGAGGUGAGGGAGAUCAGGGAGGCACUGGAAAAUGAGACCUUGACUUCAGCGGUGGCUAAGAUCCAGGACUAUUUUGAGCAGCUUGACCGUGUGGAACUAAAUAUUGCCAUCACAGGAGAGUCCGGGUCUGGCAAGUCGACCUUCGCCAAUGCAUUCCGAGGCCUGGGGGACGAACAGGAGGGCUCAGCUAAAACUGGCGUGACUGAGACCACCAUGGAGCCAACUGUGUACCCCCACCCUAAAUAUCCCCAAGUCAAAGUGUGGGACCUUCCCGGGAUCGGGACACCCAACUUCAAAGCAGACGAGUACCUUCAAAAAGUACAAUUCCAGCGUUAUGAUUUCUUCAUCAUCAUUGCCUCAGAACGAUUCAAAGUCAGCAACGUGCAGCUGGCCACUGAGAUCCAGCGUACAAAGAAGAAGUUCUACUUUGUUCGUUCAAAGAUCAACAACUGCAUAAAUGCAGAGAAAAGAAAGAAGGGCUUUGACAAGGACAAAACACUCAGUUUAAUUCGGCAAGACUGCAUUACAGGCCUCCAGGAAAGCGGGGUGGAAUCCCCCACAGUCUUCCUAAUCUCCAGUUUCGAUCUACAGCCCAAGCACAAGCAGCGUGUGCUCCUGCUGUCACUGCCCAACAUCACCCUGGACAUCAACAAGAGAAAGAAGGAGGCCCUGCAGGCCAACAUAUGGAAGAUGGCCCUGCUGUCGGGUGCCAUGGCAACCGUGCCCAUCCCAGGUCUGUCCGUGGCGGUGGAUGUGACCAUCCUGGUCAAAGAGCUCACCAGUUAUUACCAGGCUUUUGGCCUGGAUGACGAAUCCCUGCAGAAUCUCUCUGAGAAAACAAAUGUGCCACUGGAGGAGCUGAAGGCGGUCCUCAAAUCCCCCCUCAACAAGGAGAUAUCGGCCGACGUGGUCAUCAAAUUGCUGACCAAAUGUGCUGGGGCAGGGCUGAUGUUGCUGGAGUUCUGGGUCAGCACAAUCCCGGUGUUCGGCUCCAUGGCAGCCGGGGGGAUCUCGUACGCCACCACUCACAGCAUGCUGACGUCCUGCUUGAAUGAGCUGGCGGACGACGCACACAACGUCCUGAUGAGAGCUUUGCAGACAGAAGUAUGAAGAUCAGACUUCACACCAGUUAAAGUGCCUUUCAGUACUAGUGCCUAUGAUCUUCAUGAAGAUGUUCUAAUGGAAAUUAAAGUUUGUAUAUUCUUUAACAAGAAAUAGUAGUGUUUGUUUUUGAAAAAACACAGCUAAGCAAUUUUUAAUUUGUAUAAUGUGAACAAUAUACACAUUUAUUAUAAUUAUGACUCUCACUUUGGAUUCUGAUGUGGAUGUAUUAACAGGUCUAAAAAGAAAAUUAAUUUACACCAUGGGAAAUUCUUAGCUGGUUUGGUUUAUUUGACGUAAGUAAUAUUUUCUAUAUCUCAGGAAACCUAUCCAUGUUCUGUUUUUUUUUAUUAGUUUGGCACAUACAGGGUUGGGGGCUGGUCUUCCGUCUUUUAAAUAAAACAAAUUAAAGUCACACAAGAUGCACAGUGCAAUCCACCAAACUGUAGCCAAUUCAAUCUACACCUACAUGUUUAAUGUGUGCAAUUAUAUGCAUUUGUUCCUGAAUAAAUCACACACAAAAACA
Molecule: messenger RNA, 3376 nt
Organism: Anguilla rostrata (American eel)
Lineage: Eukaryota; Metazoa; Chordata; Actinopteri; Anguilliformes; Anguillidae
Product: interferon-inducible GTPase 5-like
Exons: 3
Coding region: 1717-2859 (380 amino acids)
Cellular component (GO): membrane
Molecular function (GO): GTP binding
Source: RefSeq, a predicted model, not a curated record